AUGACGGCAUUGAAGACUAUUCAUGCUGGUUUGCUGAAGCGACUCAAGCGCUGCAAGUCUGCUAAUCAAGAACGUCUUUUGGAAAAGAAGCUUGAUGAGAUGGACCACAAGAUGCUUUUGGAGGCGGGAAUUGUAGAAGAGGAGGAGCCUGACGAACCUAACGAAUUCGACAGGGUAACAACUACUGGCUCCCUUUCAAUUACUGGUAAUCCGUUAGCUGGUAUUAGUGGUAGCGCGUCAUCUCCCAUUCCCAUUGAGACUGCAGUCUCUUCCACUUCGGAUGAUGACGACGAAAUCCCUACUUGGACCAGCAAUUAG
Messenger RNA from Cylindrotheca closterium, 318 nucleotides. The record is from the annotation of a GenBank genome assembly. NCBI's taxonomy places the organism in Eukaryota, Bacillariophyta, Bacillariophyceae, Bacillariales, Bacillariaceae.